This is a messenger RNA of Megalopta genalis, 2956 nucleotides long. RefSeq names its product protein tyrosine phosphatase 36E (gene Ptp36E). The record is from RefSeq and is a predicted model, not a curated record. Gene Ontology annotation, biological process: protein dephosphorylation. Lineage: Eukaryota; Metazoa; Arthropoda; Insecta; Hymenoptera; Halictidae. Gene Ontology annotation, molecular function: protein tyrosine phosphatase activity.
CGUGAUCUCCGCGAUCGUCGCGUCGUGAUUUGGUGGUGUAUGAGAGUGUGUGAGAGAGCGCGCGCGCGUGUGUGUGUUGCAAAAUAAAGGAAACGUGGUGUCGUACGGAGGUGGGAACCCGUCGUUCUCGGACACGAUCAGGUGUGUUUACGCUCUCUCCAUGGUCCUUCUGCCGGGCUCGCCGUUGUCCGCACACACCCUCCUCCCGCCUCGCCGGUAGCAUAAUUCCACGCGCUUUUCGCCCGUUUUCGUGUAUCCGGCCGAUAGACACGCCGCUGCCGCUGCCGAAGCCGCCGACAUCGCUCGCCGUUUCGACGUUGCCGCGCGCCUCUCCGCGUCGCUUAAUUCACCGGCGAUCGAGCGAGGAUUUAUGGUCGAUCGAUGACACCGGCACGCAGCCGUGAAGUUGGAACCGGAAGUUGACCGCUGGACAAGCUCGCACACGGGAAACGAACGAACGGACGGCGGCGACUCGCGUUCGACUCGCUCGACGCGUGGCACUCGACGCCCGGCACGCGCGAUCCCGCGACCCGGAAUCACUCGCCGUUUAUCCACGAUUUUUCGAUCGAUAAACCGGCCGGCGCCGACCGGCUGGAUACUGCGGGAGAAGCGGACCGGAACUAUCUGCUGACGCGUACACGCUCGCCGCUUCCGGAGGACCGCGUGGACCGACCGGGGUUUGUUACUGCCGGUCGAGGUGUUCUCCUUCCUCACGGACAUCUUCAAGAAAAUGUCGUCGAUGCGAACACAAUCGACCGCCGGCGGCGGCGUGGUCGGCCUGAGCAGCGUCGGCUCGGAUCGGACCGGCGCUACCUCGACCGCCGGUGGUUCUCAUUCGCACUCCCACCGGAAGCACCACCACCAUCACAGAAGCCGUAGCGCGCCGCGGGCGCAGGAGAAGCCGCCGCGGAAGCGCCAUCUUAACACCGGGCACAGCCUCGCCUCCAUUCCCAACCAGAUCAAGCUGUCGAUGCUGAACAGCGGCCUCAUCUCGUUCGCCACGGAGGAACUUGGUAGCAGCAUGAGCCCCACCCUGCCGUCCGCGCCCACCGAGCUUUCCCAGUUCCCUAAGCUCUGCGAGCUGCGCCGAAAGUUUCCAGUCCUGUACCGCGUCGAGUUCCAGAUAGCGACCAAGGUGGAAACGCAUUCGUGCAGGCACGCCACGAAGCCGGCGAACAAAGAGAAGAAUCAGAACCAAAGAUGUAUUCCAUACGACUACAACAGAGUGGUCUUGGACACGAUAGAAGGCGAACCCGACUCCGAUUACGUAAACGCGUCUUACGUUGACAGUAUAUUGCAACCGAACGCGUACAUCGUCACACAGGGACCCACAGAGACCACCGUCACCGAAUUUUGGCGGAUGGUCUGGCAGGAGAAAGCCUGCUGCAUCGUUAUGCUGACGAAGACCUUCGACUUUAUUCGGGUGAUGUGCGUCCAAUAUUGGCCGGCGAGCAAAGACAAGGACGAGGAGUACGGCGGGAUCGGGGUCUCCGUGCUGAAGGAGGAGGAGCUCGCCAAUUUUCACAUACGGACGAUAAGGCUUUACAAGAAGAACGAGAACGACGAGGUAACGGAGGAAAGAACAUUGUUGCAAUUCCAUUACACAGAAUGGCACUCUCACACGUGCCCUUUUGGAAACGCGGUUCUGGAAUUUCGUCGGCGGGUACGAGCCGUCGUCGGCCCCACGAGGAAGAACGAAUCCGGCCCGAUGGUCGUCCAUUGCAAUGACGGAGGCGGCCGGUCAGGGGUGUAUCUAGCGAUAGACGCGAACAUGGAACUGGCCGAGGAGGAGCACGCUUUCGACGUAUUCGGAUACUUGAAGAAGUUGCGGCAAAGCAGACGGGGACUCAUCGAGGAUAUGGAACAGUACAAAUUCGUGUACGACACGUUAGAGGAAUUCGUGGUCUGCGGGACAUCAUGGUUCCCGGUGUCGGAGCUGUCCCAACGUCUCAAGCAGAAGAGCGUAAAAAAUCCAAUAACCAAGAUGAACGACUAUCAGCGGGAAUACCAGCAAAUUUGUAAGCAAACGCCCCGUUUUACGAUCGGAGAUUGCGCCGGAGGCCACAGGGCCGACAACAGAGAGAAGAACAGGGACGUUCUAAUAGUGCCACCUGACAACUUCCGACCAUACCUCACCAGUUUCCAGGGUAACAAUUACACUGACUAUAUAAAUGCCGUCUUCGUGGACGGCUACACGAAGCCAAGGGAGUACAUCGUCACGGAAUGGCCACUUCGACACACGUGCGGCGAGUUCUGGUCCCUGGUUUACGACUACGAGUGUGCAGCCGUGGUGGUUCUGUGCGUGCCGCCGCCCGGCUCCACGAAUUUCCCAAGUUUUUGGCCGGAGGGGAAACACUCGAAGAAAUACGGUCCUGUAUUCACCAUCGAUCACAUCAGUCACAAUCACUACACGAACAUCAAGACCUGGAUCUUCAGGAUAAACAAGAAAAUUGUGUCGCUGACGGAACUUAUGGCCGGCGUUAAAGCUCCACCGAAGACGGUUCAGCUGUUCCAGCUGACCUGUUGGCCGAUGGGUCACAAAGUUCCAACGUCGACGAACAGCCUGGUGGAGCUGAUGAACAUGGUUGAGAGAUGGAGACAACGAACGGAUUACGGGCCGGUGGCGGUGGUCUCCCCCGAUGGAAGAAGUCGUUGCGGCGUUUAUUGCGCCGCGAAUGCUUGUAUAGAGCAAGUAAUCCAGCACGGGGAAGUGGACAUCUUUCAAGCAGUGAAAACUGUGCGCAGACACAGGCCUCAGCUGGUGGAGAACAUGACGGAGUACAAGUACUGCUACGACCUGGUGCUCCACUACGUGCUACACUAUCUCAAUAAAGACAUGAACGAAAAGAAGUGAGAAAGCGAGUUGAGGGACGAGCUGUGGUUCAUCGAGUUCGGCCGCGGAGCGGCGUUGCCGUUGACGCCGGAGGAGGCGCCGGCGGACGGGGAGCCGAUGGUG